AUAAACAGAGAGAGAUUCCCAUAAGCCAUUUCCACACCACUACCCAAAGAGCUUUGAGGAAGAAGAGAAGAAGCAGCCAACAAUGGAGGAGAAGGUCAAGAAACAAACAAAUACAAACCAUGUUGAAAGGAAGAAAGGUGGCCUUAUUACUAUGCCAUUCAUCUUCGCUAAUGAGAUUUGCGAGAAGAUUGCUGUGGUUGGUUUUAAUACCAAUAUGAUUAGCUACUUGACGAAGCAGCUUCAUAUGCCAUUAACUAAAGGAGCCAACACCAUCACUAAUUUCAAUGGAACCGCCAGCUUGACGCCGCUCAUCGGAGCCUUCAUCGCUGACUCUUACGUCGGCCGUUUCUGGACCAUCACCGUCGCCUCUAUCCUUUACCAAAUUGGAAUGAUAACUCUAACGACAUCCGCGGUGGUGCCGGGGCUGAGGCCGCCGCCGUGCAAGGGCGGAGAAAUAUGCGAAGAAGCCAGCGGAGGACAAUUAGGAAUACUAUACUUCUCUCUGCUGUUAACGGCGCUGGGGUCCGGGGGAAUCCGGCCGUGCGUGGUGUCGUUCGGGGCGGACCAGUUCGACGAAACGGAUCCAAAGCAAGGGACAAAGACAUACAAAUACUUCAACUGGUAUUAUUUCGCGAUGGGAGCGUCGAUGCUGGUGGCGGUGACGGUGCUUGUGUACGUGCAAGACAACAUUGGUUGGGGAUGGGGAUUUGGAAUUCCCACAAUCGCCAUGUUCCUCUCCAUUCUCACCUUUGUUGUCGGGUACCCCAUUUACAGGCACUUGGAUCCUUCGGGUAGCCCCUUUACCCGCCUUCUACAGGUGGCUGUUGCUGCUUUUAGGAAGAGGAAGCUCCAUUCUCCCUAUCAUUCUAACUUGCUUUAUCAUAAUCAUGACAUUGAUGACCCUAUUUCUCGAGAUGGCAAGCUUCUCCAUACUAAACAUAUGAGAUUUCUAGACAAGGCAGCCAUAGUGACAGAAGAAGAUAAGGUGAAAAUGGGCCGUGAAGACUUAGAAAAGCCCAAUCUAUGGAAACUAAACACAGUCCAUCGAGUAGAAGAGCUAAAAUCCGUAAUCAGAAUGGGCCCAAUUUGGGCCUCAGGAAUCAUCCUAAUCACAGCUUAUUCUCAACAAUACACAUUCUCACUCCUUCAAGGUUCAACAAUGGACAGACAUUUAACAAACUCCUUCCAAAUCCCAGCCGGUUCCAUGACCGUCUUCACCCUUCUCACAAUGCUCAUCACCGUUGCCUUAUACGACCGCAUCUUCGUCCCCAUCGCCCGUAAAUUCACCGGCCUCGACCGCGGUAUCACCUUCCUCAAACGCAUGGGCAUUGGCCUCGUCAUCUCCAUCUUCGCCACAUUCAUAGCCGGCUUCGUCGAGCGAAAGCGCAAGCAUGUCGCCUUCACUCACGGCCUCGAAGAUCACCCGGGUUCCACCAUCCCCAUCUCCGUCUUCUGGCUCGUCCCGCAGUAUAGCUUGCACGGGAUGGCGGAGGCGUUCAUGUCGAUUGGGCAUCUUGAAUUCUUCUAUGAUCAGAGUCCUGAGAGCAUGAGGAGCACUGCCAUGGCUUUGUUUUGGACAUCAAUUUCGGCUGGGAAUUAUUUGAGUACUUUGUUGGUUACGUUGGUUCAUAAGUACAGUGCAGGGCCUAAUGGGUAUAAUUGGAUUAGGAAUGAUAAUAUUAAUAAGGGGAAGUUGGAAAAUUUCUAUUGGUUGGUUACUCUUUUGCAGGUUCUCAACCUUGUUUAUUAUAUUGUUUGUGCAAAGUUUUAUACUUUUAAGCCUUUGGAGGUUCAGAGGAAAGUUGUGGAUAGCUCUAAGGUGGAUGAACUUCAACUUGUGAACCCUGUCUAGAUUUCAUUCACUUUCUUACCAUCAUAUACUUGUUACUACUACUUCAUAUCCAAUGCUAUAAUAAUUGAGAAUAUAUAAUGUUUAAUGUAGUUC
Messenger RNA from Benincasa hispida (wax gourd), 1945 nucleotides. RefSeq names its product Major facilitator superfamily protein. Gene Ontology annotation, molecular function: transmembrane transporter activity. Gene Ontology annotation, cellular component: membrane. The record is from RefSeq and is a predicted model, not a curated record. Gene Ontology annotation, biological process: transmembrane transport; oligopeptide transport. NCBI's taxonomy places the organism in Eukaryota, Viridiplantae, Streptophyta, Magnoliopsida, Cucurbitales, Cucurbitaceae.